CGUGAAAGAGGCGUGGCACGGAACUUCUGAAUAUCCAACGAACGCGCUCCGUGGGUAAGGAGAAGAAGAGGCUCGGUGUGGUGUUGUUUUUGACUCUAGAAAGCUGCAUUUUCGGCUUAAAAGGCUCAAAAUCAGCGAUAGCGUCGAGUCCAGCGGCUAAACGCGGUUCUUGUGUUCCUGUUUUUCGGACGCAGCUCUCGGUAAAAAAAAAAAAAAAAAAGCAGCGUCGCCUCGGUGUACUCGGAGCUCGGCACGGAACAAUGCCUGGCGAAGCCGCGAUGGCAACGGAGCUCGAGCCCAGCAGUAAUACCGCUACAGCGUCACCCCAGAAGUGUUUUCCUUUUGUUUUAAAGAAAAUUAUGGACAUACCUCCUCCGAACAUCCUGGAGGAAGGAGAAGACGAAAUAGAGAAGGAGAAGUUGUGCUCAUCUGAAGAUGUGGAUGGAGGAGGGGCUGUGGCAACCAAUGCUGGUGGUGGGGGCAGUGGAGGGGUAUCAGCCUCCCUGACCCCAGCCAUUUGGGAGAAGACCAUUCCGUAUGAUGGGGAGACAUUCCACUUGGAGUACAUGGACUUGGAUGAGUUCCUCCUGGAGAACGGUAUCCCUGUGACCCUGGAGGAGGAGGAGCUGCAGAAGACACUGACAGUUGAAGACAAAGGCAAAGCCAUUCCCAAGGCUAUUGCAGGAGCUACCACCACCACUCCUACUACUACUACUACUACUGAAACAACUACUCCCGCUACUCCUGUUGCUGCAGACUCAUCAUCUCCCCCCUCUGCCUCCAUGGCUACCCCAGAUCCAGAGGAGCCUGUGACAGUCACCACGUUACAACCGGCUAAGCUAGAAGAAGAACAAGAAGAAGAAGGAGAAGAAGAGGAAGAGCAAAAAGAGGAAUCUUUGCCUGAGGAGGCAACGCCAAAAGCAGAAGUAAAGAAAGCAGAACGUAACACGCCCUCCCCAAUCGACCCAGACGCCAUUGAGGUGGACAUUAAUUUCCAGCCAGAUCCCACAGACCUGGUCCUGUCCAGCGUGCCCGGGGGUGAGCUGUUCAACCCACGCAAGCACAGGUUCUCCCAGGAGGAGCUGAAGCCGCAGCCGAUGAUCAAGAAGGCCAAGAAGGUUUUUGUUCCCGAUGAGCAUAAGGAUGAGAAGUACUGGUCGAGAAGAAAGAAGAACAAUCUGGCAGCAAAGCGUUCCCGCGAUGCACGCCGCCUUAAGGAGAACCAGAUCACCGUGCGUGCAUCCUUCCUGGAGCGUGAAAAUGCUGCUCUGAGGCAGCAAGUGGCUGAGAUGCGGAAGGACUGCGGUCGCUGUAAGAACGUCCUGGCUCGAUACGAAGCCAAGUACGGCCCACUGUAAAAAAUAAAUAAAUAACAGAAAAAAGGAAAAAAAGAAAACUCACAAUAAAACCCAUGACGAGACAAAAGCGGAACUCCCUUCCCCGCAAAUUUCAACACAGAUAUAAACACCUAGGGAAUCUAAAUUUGCACUGUUGUCUUUGCUGACCUCCAGUCACUGUGUUCGGCUCCAGUUUCUAACACAACGCUGGAGUUUUGGAUGCACACUGGCAGGCAGUGAGGCAUGAUGGGAGCGGUGGUCACAGGAAGGCCUGUGGAGAGCGCCUGGCUCCUACACUCGGAGAGGAAGUGGACCGUUCUGGAUUCUCCCAUGGUCAAACACACAUGGAAAAUAUGGUCGUCUCGAGAAAAGUUCAAAGAGAGUCAAGCGACAUGAAAAGAGCGGGUCGCUUAGAAAGAAUCGCACGCGUUCAAAUUCGAUACAGCAGUUUCUGUCAGAGCACAGCACACCUUAAUGGACCAAAGCACGAGUAGCGUCAGUCAGAAGUUGCGUAUUUAGAAAGGUGCACAUGUGCACUCCUCCUGUUUUCCUUGUGUUGCACUUAAUUAGGAGGCUCAGAAGAAGAAGAAUAUUUAGUGAAGUUGCGCAGUGUAGGAGAGGAACAGAUGAAAAAUGAGCCGGAGUCAGGUUCAAGGUGGUACUCCCAGUCUGGAGAGGGUAAGAGGAGGGAGACCUCAGGAAAGGUGUGGUCCAGUCAGAGUUCUUCCGUCACACAAGCACGCCUCUGCACACUGUUUAAAAACAACUGUUAUGUAUAUAUAAUCAUCUCUCUGCACCAUUUUUAUAGUGUAUAAUCCAUUUUGCACUUUUUCAUUAAACAAUAACAAAAUGUGGCUCCUUGAAAGCAAAAUAUAAAGAAAUGAGGGGUGGGUUUAAGGGUUUUUCACAGUGCUGUUGGGAUGUUUAUUUACUGCACACUGCAGUUAGUGUGCUAGAGUCACUGCCUGCCUAAUGGUGUCGAGAGGACUGGAUUGAUCGGUUGCUUUUUGUUUUUUUUAUCUUAAGCAGGCUCAAAGUCGGCUGUUUCUGAACCUUGUAAAUAUGUCUCCUGGUCUUUAUUUUGCUAAGACGGGGACUCUGUGUCUUUAUUAACCCUACAAUAUUCCUUAUAUUUGCCAAAUAGUUGAAUGAGUGCUGUAUUUAUUCUUGGGUAAUGAUGCAUUUGUUGAUUGUGAUGUACAAACAAUGUGUCAGAUAAUUUUAUUUCUCCUUAGGAUAAUAAUAAUAAUACCUACAUAAUGAAACCAAUGACAAAGCAGGGAAUUCAAAGGGUAAACUGUGCUUUUGGAUGUUUGUUUUAAAAACAGGUUUAUAUAGUAAUGUGGGCUUUAUUUUUUGUGGGGUGGGGGUAUUGUGUUGUGAACACACAAAGGACAGGGUGCACUUUCCUUUACCUCGUCCAACACUUGCUACUGUGAAAGGUAAAACAUGGAGCAUGGCUACAAAGUGUUGGUUGAAGCAAAGAACACGUACAAAGCAGCUUAGUUCCAUUUGGCAAAACCUUAAAUCCGACUUUAUAAACUGAGUUCUUUCCGCCAAAGCUUCUGAGUGUGAAUCUUAAUUAGUAAAUAUGUUGCAGACUGUUAUGGGACUCUGUAUCUCAAACUUAUAAUUUUCUUUUUGAUUUUUAUCAGCCAGCUUGUGCUCAUAAUCCUGGAAAGAAAAUAAAUGUGGCAAUAAUACUCUGUUAUGUAAUGCUAGUUUGAUUUCAGUAGUGAUGUUGUAUGUAUACUUACUAUGAUGUACUAAAUAGAAAUGCCCCAAAAUCAUUCGUGCUUCCAGUUCUUAAUUCUCUGUAGUCCGAGAUCUUAAUGCAUGAAACCCAGUGAACCUGUCUGUCUCUCUCUCUGUUCCUUGUUUGUUUUUUUUUAAAAAAAACAAGUUUUAUACCAAGUGUACUUAUGUCUGUGAACCAUUACCGAAAACUAGAGCUCUUUGGUUUUUGGGGGGAUGACGUGGGCUGAUGGUGUAUUGUGCAGAACAGUGGAAAAAAAAAAAAAAAAAAAGCAGAGCAUCUUUGCUGCGAUGUCCUUUUGUUUAUGACAGCACCGCCUUUCCUUGUGCAGCCAGCGCUUGACCUUGUGGUGAAAACAGCUGAAAGCAGCAUCUUUUAAUCACUGUGGAUUAUCUUUUUCUUUUUUUUUUAAAUUUGCUAUAGAUUGAUCUAUAUCUAGAUACACAGGAAUCAGCUGGUGCUUUUUUGGGGUUUUUUUUUUGUUUUUUUUCUUGUCUUCUUGAUUGCUAAUAUGAUCAUUUGAGUUUCCUGAUAGUGUAUUGUAACAGCUGGUUCUUGGGUUUUUUUUUCUGUCACAUCGACUGCACUGAGCUUUAGACAUCAGUCCUAGCUGAUGAAUGCAAACUUGGACAUUUAAAAAGAAAAAACUGGUACUGGCCACAAGAGGUUUUUAGAAGCCAAUAAAAUAAAGAUCAUAUUUUGUAUAGUGAUGCAUAAAGUAUGUAGCAGUUUCUGUUUGAUGGGAAGCUCCUUAUGAAAUCAUUUUUCCUUUUAAAGAGGUUGGAGUUUUUCCCCAAUUCUCUGCAUGCAAUCCUGCAGUUAUGACUUUUGGAUGUAGGCGCGUCUUCUGCCACCUACUGACAAAAGAUGGCUCCUGCACUUGUGAAACCCUUUGUGCCACUUUUGGGUAACAUUUAAGGAAAACUAGAAUCCUGGAAAUGCACAAAUAAUUGACAGAGAACAUCUGGCACAAGUGUGUGUGCGCACAGGUGUUUGUAGGUGUGCUCAGAGCAGCACGACUAGAUCUCCAAUCUAAACCUCAGUUUUAAGGUUAUUGCUUGAAACUCUUGACACUGGUUUGAGAUGCUUCGCAUUGACAACACCGUGUCCUUGUUUACUUAUUUGAAGUAGCUCCCGGAAAACCAUUUUAAAUCUCUUUCUGGAAACAUUUUUAAAGACUUGUGGUGUUUUUGGCUUUCUGUUCUGAUUUUUAUAUAAAUGUGGGUUUUUUUCUCGUUUUUGUAUUGUCCCUAUCAUGUAUUGGAUACAUGCAACUGCAGCAUCGUGUCCUAAUUGUAUCUUGUAUUAUGCAUAUGAAAUAAAUUUGGAGUUUUACCGA
Pundamilia nyererei is the source of this 4432-nucleotide messenger RNA. RefSeq names its product thyrotroph embryonic factor-like. Bases 261 to 1358 code for a protein of 365 amino acids. Gene Ontology annotation, molecular function: DNA-binding transcription factor activity, RNA polymerase II-specific; RNA polymerase II cis-regulatory region sequence-specific DNA binding. The record is from RefSeq and is a predicted model, not a curated record. Gene Ontology annotation, cellular component: nucleus. NCBI's taxonomy places the organism in Eukaryota, Metazoa, Chordata, Actinopteri, Cichliformes, Cichlidae. The transcript has 4 exons. Gene Ontology annotation, biological process: regulation of transcription by RNA polymerase II.